CUGUGUUAACAUAGUCCUUUUUUAUGUUUUUUAUUUUUUAUAAAAACCUUAACAAACACAAUACAAAAAGACACCACAACACUUGCAUAACAAUGACGUCACUGAUAUAUCCCGCGAAAGUUCAACUCCUCCAUUCCCGAUCCGCGGGCGCCGUCGUCGGUCCUUUUAGACACUAGUUUGAUAUUUUUUGAAGUAUGGCUUUGCUUUUUGGGGGUUUACUGAUAACGUCCGGCAUUUUUGUCGCAGGAAGUCAUGACUCUGUGGCUGCAACCAUCCAAGCACAGGAGGGGGAAACGGCUCAUCUGCCGUUCAACUUUAGCGGCAUCAACCUGCAGAAUCAAACGUUGGACCUACGGAGAGUCGAUGGGAAUUUCACCGACUCCAACAAAUAUGUGUUCUCCAUCCGAGACGGGAAAGAGAACUUUGAGCCUCAGUCUGAGUCGUACAAGAACCGAGUUUUCGUGAACCAAACCAGUCUGAUCUCAGGAAUCGUGAUCCUGGAGAUCUCUUCAGUGAACCGGUCAGACAGCGGCGUUUACCGGUUAACCGUCCCCAAACUGAAGAAGACUCAGACUCUGACGCUGGACGUGAAAGAGUCUGAGAUGAAGAACAAAGAAGGAAAAUAUGUUAAUACCACGACUGCAGAGGAACAGAAGGAUGAAGCCCAAAUUCACAACAACAGUCGUCUCGAUGGGCUUCCAGCUUGUAAACGCCAUCAUUGGUUUGCGGUCACCCCUGUGGCUUUGUUCUUCAUCACCAUCAUCAUCAUCAUCGUUCCGGUUAAAAUCUGGCCCUGGAGCCCAAAUGAUGAAGUGAAAAGUCCAUCCUGUGAGAUGAAGAUCAAAGAAAAGGACUCAACAGACGUAGAGGACGAACUGCUGAGAGUUUGAACCCACACGGUUUUAGGAGACGACUGGAAAAUGAUUUUCAGAAGGUCUUCAUUAUUUCAUUUCAGUCAUUAAUUAAUUAGAUGUUCUUAAGGCGUUCCUCCAAAAGAAAAGCUUCAAGUCAAACAAUUAAGAUUCUCCGAACCUCCUGGAGCUUCAGGAUCCAUCUGGUUAAACUAGAAUCCAACAGAAACAUUUCUGUGUUCCCAUUUAUUUAACAUGUCAGCUGAGGAGGAGACGUCUGUCCCUCCAACCACUGCAGCCCCAACACUGAGGUUCAAUUCCUUUCAAUUUUAUUUGUAUAGCCCAAAAUCACAACAACAGUCUUCUCGAUGGUUCUGAUUGGUUCCUCGAGCUGAACGUCGGUUUGAAUCUGCUGUCUGUCUCUGAGUCCAAACGGCUUCAAACCAGGACUCCUGCUGGCUGCAGGACCACCUCUGAUGCAGGCUGAAGUAGAGCGGUCGACCUCUGAUCAGAAGGUUGUAGGUUUGGUUCCCGUCUUGCCCGUUCAUGUGUCAAAGUGCCUUUGAGCAAAACACGGAAGCCUGUAUUGCUCCUGCUGGUUACAGGUUUGUGUCAGAGUUCAUCAGCAGAACUGCCAUCAGACGUCUGUCAUCUAUGCUGAAAGAAAUUCUGAUCAACUGCUGAUUCUGUUGAAGCUGCUUCAGUAUCAAACACUCAAACGUGGAUUUGGUUCAAAUUCAUGAAUUUCUAUUCUAUGGAGUCUGAGACCGUUGCCAUGGAAACCAAUUCUGUUACUGUAAUACUUCAGGACCUUUUUCAGUUUAAAAUCACUUUCUGCCUUAAGAUUUUAAAGCGCCCCCCGAUCAUCUUCUGAUCUUAUUCCAAAAUGUCCCCAGUGGUGUUUUUCAUAGUAAGUUUUUUCAUUUUGAGCCAAAAUAAGAAUAAAACAAAGAGCCAUUCUCUGGGACAUAGUUUCUGCAGAGCAGCAGACUUUCAUGGAUCUAUUAGUCUAGAGGUGAAUGCAUCAGAAUGGAGCAGAAAACUUGUGACUGUCCUACAUAUUUUCUACGACACUAACAGCAUUUUGAAAUAAAAAAUCAGAAAUGCGGUUUUGAGCCUAGUUCUCUUUAUCCGUGUCCUCCAUCAUCAGAAAAUGCUUCACUGUUAAAAACACUAUUUUGAUUGAAGUUUACAGUAAUUCAGACCAAGAUGAAGGAGUCCAAACAUCCAUAUUUAUUAUUUAAAACAAUAUUCAUUGUUGGUGAAGCAGAAGAAAUGGAACACUGUGAUAUUUUAAAAUAUGUUCUCUGUUAACUUUUGUCUUUAAUUUAUUUCACUUCAACCUGUCAAAAAUAAAUAAAUGAAAGAAUGAAGAAAACAGAAAAAUGUUCAUUUUUUUCUUCUAAUUAUCAAAGUGCAGCAGUCGACUCUUUUCUUCAGCAGCAGAUUGAUUUGUCUGAUAGUUUAGAGAAGAAAUGUCGUCAAACUGACAAAAAUGUCUGCAGGUUCUAGAAAUGGAACCAAGGAAAUCAGAAAUACGACAAGAGACGUUUUGGCUCAAGACAAAAACUAUUUUUGAAUCAAAUUCCAUAAAAAGAUGCUUUAAAAAAAUCUUUCUGUAAUGAAAGAUGCAGGUGUUAAACAUUAACAUGCAUGUUUUCACAAACACGUAUGUUAACACGUCAAGAACAAACUGAGGUUCAGGAGGAAACUUCUCACAAUUUAAGACAUUUCUGUCAUUUAUUGGUGAUUAAAUAUUUUCUCAUCACCAAUUUCUUUUCCCAGUAAGUUUUGUUUCACUUAUUAAGUUUGGUAGUUUAACUUGACCAUUGGAAGACAACACUAUUAUUAUUAAAUGA
Oryzias latipes (Japanese medaka) is the source of this 2710-nucleotide messenger RNA. RefSeq lists its product as uncharacterized. Gene Ontology annotation, molecular function: signaling receptor binding. Gene Ontology annotation, cellular component: external side of plasma membrane. Gene Ontology annotation, biological process: T cell receptor signaling pathway; regulation of cytokine production. NCBI's taxonomy places the organism in Eukaryota, Metazoa, Chordata, Actinopteri, Beloniformes, Adrianichthyidae. The record is from RefSeq and is a predicted model, not a curated record.